Paralichthys olivaceus (Japanese flounder) is the source of this 1002-nucleotide messenger RNA. NCBI's taxonomy places the organism in Eukaryota, Metazoa, Chordata, Actinopteri, Pleuronectiformes, Paralichthyidae. The record is from RefSeq and is a predicted model, not a curated record.
UGUGUUAACUCUGUUAUUUGGAUGGAUCCAGAUGUGGAGUUCCUGCGCUCGGUCAUGCCUCCGGCCACCGAUCCCGCCUUCUUCGAGUUCCUGCGGAGCCUGGACUGCUCGGGCGUCACGCUCCGCUCCGUCCCAGAGGGCACCGUGGUGUUUGCCAGGGUGCCACUGAUGGAGGUGGCAGGUCCGCUCGCUGUGGUUCAACUGCUGGAGACCAGUUUACUGUGUCUGGUGAACUACGCCAGCCUGGUUUGUAGUAACGCCGCCCGGUUCCGCCUGGCCGCCGGCCCCCGGAGGAAGCUGCUGGAGAUGGGCCUCAGACGAGCUCAGGGGCCCGACGGAGGACUCACCGCCUCACGAUACACGUACAUCGGAGGGUUUGAUCUCACCAGCAACGUUCAGGCUGGUUUCCUGUUCGGGAUCCCCGUCGCAGGGACCAUGGCUCACUCCUACGUCACCUCCUUCACCUCCCUGGAGGAGGUGUGGCCACAAACCCUGGUGGCGGCGAGCGGGGAUCCUGACCCGGUGGACGUCAUCUCUCUGACAAAGGGCUGGUUGACCCGCGUGUGCGAGCUUCUCGGAGCAGCGCCCGGGAAGAUCAGAGAGGGCGAGUUGGCCGCGUUUUUGUCCUACGCCAUCGCCUACCCUCAGAACUUCCUCCCUGUGAUUGACAGCUACAGCGUGGGCUGUAGCGGCCUGUUGAACUUCUGUGCCGUGGCCUUGGCGCUGUGUGAACUGGGCUACAGGCCUGUGGGAGUUCGUCUGGACAGCGGCGACCUCUGCAGGCAGUCGGUGGACGUCCGUCGUGUCUUCAGACUCUGCAGCGAGCAUUUCUCCGUCCCUGCUUUUCAUUCACUGAACAUCGUCGGGACCAAUAACAUCUCAGAGCAAAGCAUGGUCGAGCUCAACAAGAAGGAGAACGAGAUCGACGUGGUCGGUGUCGGGACUCAUCUCGUCACCUGCACAAAACAACCCUCGCUGGGCUGCGUGUACAAGGUCAUUUAA